UUAACCACUUCCCGUCUGGCCGUUGUAUAUAAAUGGCCGGGCUGGACAGUGGCAGUGCAGGGCGGGUGGCCAUUUAUAAAUGGCAUCCCCACCCCCUGCUUGUGCGCACUCCCUGGGAGCAUGCAGCACCGCGAUCCGGUGUCCGCUGUGUCCUCCAAUCGUCGUACCGGACCUCUGUGCGAGGUCCCGAUCAGUGAUCACUACGUGAGAAAUCUGUGAAUGAUCACAGAGGUCACAUGGUACAAGGCUAUUCACAACUGCCUUGUACCAUGUGACAAGCUGUGACCAAUCACAGCUCACACAGUA
Molecule: messenger RNA, 306 nt
Organism: Staurois parvus
Lineage: Eukaryota; Metazoa; Chordata; Amphibia; Anura; Ranidae
Source: the annotation of a GenBank genome assembly